Messenger RNA from Lemur catta (Ring-tailed lemur), 4857 nucleotides. RefSeq names its product phospholipase C beta 3 (gene PLCB3). The transcript is spliced from 32 exons. The record is from RefSeq and is a predicted model, not a curated record. The coding region runs from base 179 to 3883 and encodes 1234 amino acids. Gene Ontology annotation, biological process: lipid catabolic process; phosphatidylinositol-mediated signaling. Gene Ontology annotation, molecular function: phosphatidylinositol-4,5-bisphosphate phospholipase C activity; calmodulin binding; calcium ion binding. NCBI's taxonomy places the organism in Eukaryota, Metazoa, Chordata, Mammalia, Primates, Lemuridae.
GCCCGGGCCCCGCCCCGCCCGGGCCCCGCCGAGUCUCCGGUCGGUCCGGGACAGACUGGCCGGCGGGCGCUGACGCCGGGGGGUCGGAGCGGGCCGCGCGGGAGCGCGCGGUGGGAGCAGCGGUGCCGUCGGUCCCCGUCGGGGCUCCGUGGGACCCCGACCCGCCCCUGGCCUGGCAAUGGCGGGCGCCAGGCCCGGUGUCCACACGCUGCAGCUGGAGCCGCCCACCGUAGUGGAGACCCUGCGGCGCGGGAGUAAGUUCAUCAAAUGGGACGAGGAGACCUCCAGUCGGAACCUGGUGACUCUGCGUGUGGACUCCAAUGGCUUCUUCUUGUACUGGACAGGACCCAACAUGGAGGUAGAUACACUGGACAUCAGUUCCAUCCGGGACACACGGACGGGCCGUUAUGCCCGCUUACCCAAGGACCCCAAGAUCCGGGAAGUGCUAGGCUUUGGGGGCCCUGAUGCCCGGCUGGAGGAGAAGCUGAUGACAGUGGUGGCUGGGCCAGACCCAGUGAACACAGUAUUCUUGAACUUCAUGGCUGUGCAGGACGACACGGCCAAGGUCUGGUCCGAGGAGCUAUUCAAGCUAGCUAUGAACAUCCUGGCUCAGAACGCCUCCCGGAACACCUUUCUGCGCAAAGCAUACACAAAGCUGAAGCUGCAAGUGAACCAGGACGGACGAAUCCCGGUCAAGAACAUCCUGAAGAUGUUCUCAGCUGACAAGAAGCGGGUGGAGACGGCGCUGGAAUCCUGUGGCCUCAAUUUCAACCGGAGUGAGUCCAUCCGGCCCGAUGAGUUUUCCUUGGAAAUCUUCGAGCGGUUCCUUAACAAGUUGUGUCUUCGGCCAGACAUUGACAAGAUCCUACUGGAGAUAGGUGCCAAGGGCAAGCCAUACCUGACACUGGAGCAGCUCAUGGACUUCAUCAACCAGAAGCAGCGGGACCCAAGACUCAACGAAGUGCUGUACCCGCCCCUGCGGCCUUCGCAGGCCCGGCUGCUCAUUGAGAAGUAUGAGCCCAACCAGCAGUUCCUGGAGCGAGACCAGAUGUCCAUGGAGGGCUUCAGCCGCUACCUCGGAGGUGAGGAGAACAGCAUCUUGCCCCUGGAAGCCCUGGAUCUGAGUGCAGACAUGACCCAGCCGCUGAGCUCAUACUUCAUCAACUCCUCGCACAAUACCUAUCUCACAGCGGGACAGCUGGCGGGGACCUCGUCGGUAGAGAUGUACCGCCAGGCGCUGCUGUGGGGCUGCCGCUGCGUGGAGUUGGACGUGUGGAAGGGGCGGCCGCCCGAGGAGGAGCCCUUCAUUACACACGGCUUCACCAUGACCACGGAGGUGCCCCUGCGUGACGUGCUCGAGGCCAUCGCAGAGACCGCCUUCAAGACCUCACCCUACCCUGUCAUCCUCUCCUUCGAGAACCACGUGGACUCGGCAAAGCAGCAGGCCAAGAUGGCUGAGUACUGCCGCUCCAUCUUUGGAGACGCGUUGCUCAUCGACCCACUGGACAAGUACCCGCUGGCCCCGGGCAUCCCACUGCCCAGCCCCCAGGACCUGAUGGGCCGCAUCCUGGUGAAGAACAAGAAGCGGCACCGGCCCAGCACAAGCGCGCCCAGCAGCUCCGUGCGCAAGCGGCCGCUGGAGCAGAGCAACUCGGCCCUGAGCGAGAGCUCCGCCACCACCGAGCCCUCCUCCCCCCAGCUCGGGUCUCCCAGCUCAGACAGCUGCCCGGGCCUGAGCAACGGGGAGGAGCUAGGGCUGGAGAAGCUCAGCCUAGAGCCUCGGAAGUCUUUGGGCGAGGAGGGCCUGAACCGGGGCCCCGAUGCUUUUGGACCGGCUGACCGUGAGGAUGAGGAGGAAGAUGAGGACGAGGAGGAGCAGACAGACCCCAAAAAGCCAACCACAGAUGAGGGCACGGCCAGCAGCGAAGUCAACGCCACUGAGGAGAUGUCGACGCUAGUCAACUAUAUUGAGCCUGUCAAGUUCAAGUCCUUUGAGGCUGCUCGAAAGAGGAACAAGUGCUUUGAAAUGUCAUCCUUCGUGGAGACCAAGGCCAUGGAGCAGCUGACCAAGAGUCCCAUGGAAUUUGUGGAAUACAACAAGCAGCAGCUGAGCCGCAUCUACCCCAAGGGUACCCGCGUGGACUCCUCCAACUACAUGCCCCAGCUCUUCUGGAACGUGGGCUGCCAGCUCGUUGCUCUCAACUUCCAGACCCUGGAUGUGGCGAUGCAGCUCAACGCGGGUGUAUUCGAGUAUAAUGGGCGCAGCGGGUACCUGCUCAAGCCCGAGUUCAUGCGGCGCCCAGACAAGUCCUUUGAUCCCUUCACUGAGGUCAUCGUGGACGGCAUCGUGGCCAAUGCCUUGCGGGUCAAGGUGAUCUCCGGGCAGUUCCUGUCUGACAGGAAGGUGGGCAUCUAUGUGGAGGUGGACAUGUUUGGUCUCCCUGUGGACACCCGGCGCAAGUACCGCACUCGGACCUCUCAGGGGAAUUCGUUCAACCCUGUGUGGGAUGAGGAGCCCUUCGACUUCCCUAAGGUGGUGCUGCCCACGCUGGCUUCACUUCGCAUCGCAGCCUUCGAAGAAGGCGGCAAAUUUGUAGGGCACCGCGUCCUGCCUGUCGCUGCCAUCCGCUCAGGGUACCACUACGUCUGCCUGCGGAACGAGGCCAACCAGCCACUGUGCCUGCCGGCCCUGCUCAUCUACACGGAGGCCUCUGAUUACAUUCCAGACGACCACCAGGACUACGCCGAGGCCCUGAUCAACCCCAUUAAGCACGUCAGCCUGAUGGACCAGAGGGCCACGCAGCUGGCUGCCCUCAUCGGGGAGAGCGAGGCUCAGGCUGGCCCAGAGAUGUGCCAGGAGAGCCAGUCUCAGCAGCUGGGGUCUCAGCUGCCCUUGGGCCCCACACCUAGCCCACUGGACACCUCUCCCCGCCGGCCCCCAGGCCCCACCACCUCCCCCACCAGCACCUCCCUCAGCAGCCCAGGGCAGCGGGAUGACCUCAUCGCCAGCAUCCUCUCAGAGGUGGCCGCCACCCCCCUGGAUGAGCUCCGAAGCCACAAGGCUCUGGUGAAGCUCCGCAGCCGGCACGAGCGAGACCUGCGAGAGCUGCGCAAGAAGCAUCAGCGGAAGGCCGUGCCCCUCACCCGCCGCGUGCUGGACGCCUUGGCCCAGGCCCGGGCUGAGAGCAGGUGCCACCACCGGCCAGGUGUCCGGGGUGGGGCCACUGACGUGGAGGACAUGAAGGAGGAGGAGGAAGAGGUGAAGCGGUACCAAGAGUUCCAGAACAGACAAGUGCAAUGUCUGCUGGAGCUGAAGGAGGCCCAGGCAGACACAGAGGCUGAGCGGAGGCUGGAGCACCUGAGACAGGCUCAGCAGCGGCUCAGGGAGAUCGUCCUGGAGACACACGCGGCUCAGUUGAAGCGGCUGAAGGAGAUGAAUGAGAGGGAGAAGAAGGAGCUGCAGAAGAUCCUAGACAGGAAGCGCCACAACAGUAUCUCGGAGGCCAAGACAAGGGAGAAACACAAGAAGGAGGCGGAACUGACAGAGAUUAACCGUCGGCACAUCACUGAGUCAGUCAACUCCAUCCGUCGGCUGGAGGAGGCCCAGAAGCAGCGACAUGACCGCCUUGUGGCGGGGCAGCAGCAGGUCCUACAGCAGCUGGCGGAAGAGGAGCCCCAGCUGCUGGCCCAGCUGGCCCAGGAGUGCCAGGAGCAGCGGGCAAGGCUGCCGCAGGAGGUCCGCCGGAGCCUGCUGGGCGAGACGCCGGAGGGGCUAGGGGACGGGCCUCUGGUGGCCUGUGCCAGCAACGGUCACACACCCCAGAGCAGCGGGCACCUGUCUGGUGCUGACUCGGAGAGCCAGGAGGAGAACACGCAGCUCUGAACUUCUGAGCAAGAGAUGAGGAAAUGGAAGCCCAGAGCGAUGUCACGUGUGCCAGGCCACAGCUAAGAUGUCCUGACCUGGAGGCAGGGCAGGCCAGGACCCUCUGUGGCAGAUUGUCUCCGGCCAGCCUGGUGAACCUGCUCCAUGCCUCAGGACAGCGCAGAGCCAUGGAGAACCCACAGCCAGGGCUCCAGGGCGUGGCAGGGCCCCCGGCAGCAGGGUCAGGCUGGCACCUCUUCAAGGCCUCUCCCAGCUUCCUGGCUGUCCAGGGCUGACGGACUCCCCCCUCCAGAGGAAGGCAGCCUCUUAUCUUGGCUUAUCUCCUGCCAAUUGAGUGUUUGCUUUGCUUUGUUUUUGCUGCAGCCUCAGGCAAACAGAUGGGGUGGGGAGGCCAGAGAAACUCAUCCAGAGCAGGACUUUCUUGGGGCUCGACCUCUGCCCUGGGCCCUUCUCCCUCAGGGUCAAUACUACUGCCCAAGCCUUACGUGCUUCUGCCCUAGCCCCAAAUCCGCCCACCCUCCUAUACUCCGUGUCCAGGCCCCACAGCAGUCAACGUCCACCUUCCUGACCUGACUCCCCUCCAUUUGCGGAAACACUCCAUGUGGGCCUCCGGGUCCUCAAAAACCAGCUAAGCUCCCAACUCCUGGGGGUGACAUUCCAGCCCUUCUGAAGCCUGGACUCUGCUGCUCCCUCUGGUCCUUCCAUGGGUCCACUGUCCCCCAUGCUGGGAGUGACGGCCCCAUCCCUCACCUCACCUUCUGGUCGAAGCUCUAACUCGCCUCCUCCCUGAAGCCCUCCCUGACUUCCCCGCCGGAGAGAGCCUCUCUCACCUAGGUCGGGGCCCUCUGUUCUAGCUCUCCAUCCUCGCCGGAAAGCUUCUCCGAGCGAGGCUGUGGCGCAAUUCAUCUCUGUACGCGCACCACGAAGCCCGGGCCGGGGCUACAUUGGGCGCCAAUAAAUCUCUUUCGAGCUGA